ACGUCACUUUUACAGCUAGCCUAGCGCCCUCUCUCUCUCAAUGAACACGAAAAUUGUAAUGGCGAUCACUCAAAUAUGAUAGAAGACGGGCCAGGAUCACAACACGGAGGCCAACUUGGGCCCGGUUCUGGUGGAUUAGGCAUGGUUACCAAAUCACAGCAAGAUGAUGGCAUCAAACAACGGCCCCAGUAUUCUAUGCCAGGCAUUCUCCAUUUUCUUCAAACAGAAUGGGCACGGUUCGAAAUGGAAAGAUCUCAAUGGGAGGUUGAGCGAGCUGAGUUGCAAGCAAGAAUUGCCUUUCUGCAAGGUGAAAGGAAGGGUCAGGAAAACCUAAAGCAAGAUUUGGUGAGACGCAUCAAGAUGCUUGAGUUUGCGCUGAAACAGGAAAGAGCAAAGUAUCAUAAACUCAAAUAUGGAACAGAUUUGAAUCCUGAUGAUUUGAAGCCCCCAAACUUUGACAAGGAGAAUAAAGAUGACCAAAUUGAUGGUGAAAUUUCAAUAUCCACCUCUUCUGGUUCAAGCAAUGCCACCUGGCGUCAAGGGCGACAGCUUCUGAGACAGUAUCUUCAAGAGAUUGGAUACACCGACACAAUAAUUGACGUGCGAUCUGCUCGGGUUCGCUCUCUUUUGGGCCUUCAAACGCAGGGUGGAGAUAAUGAUGCUGACAUUUCACAGUCAGUAUUGGUCAAUGGUGAACAGCAAUUGAACAAGAGAGAUAAUCAGGGGAAAAGGGCUGGUUUGAAGAAACUUGGAAACAUGGGAAAUGAAACUGCCCUAAUUGAUGCAGAGAAUGCAGUCAUGACCACUUUUGACUUCUUGAAUCAAAGCAAUGUAGUAGAGGAUGAAGAUGACCUCAGUGACGAGAAUGAGGACGGAAUGGCUGCAGAUGAUGAAUCAGAAGAGAGGCUAGAAAGAAAAGGGAUCAAAUUGAAGAAUGACACCAACGAAAGUCUCGCAGGGGUAGAUGAUAACGAUCCAGACACGGAGGAAGCUCUUGCAGAAUUUCAUUUUCUCGAGUCAGAAAUGGUGGAGGGAGCAGAAAAGCGUGACUCUCCUUCGGGCGAGGAAGAGGAAUGGGUAGUAGAUCAGCGCCAUAUAUCUGAACUCAAAGAGCAGUAUAAAAAGGAGAGGAAGGGAAAGAAAAAUAGGCCUACUCGCCAUGCCUUGCAGGCCAUGCUAGCAACUCUGGGGGGCGAUGAUGAUGAUGAUGAUGAUGUGUCUGCAGACAAUAACAGUGAUCGUUUGCCCAGUGAUGAAAACAGGGACGAUGAUGUUCCGGCAGGAGGAAAUCAGAUCAACUAUGCCAGGAAGCCUAUGAUGGGGAUGCCUGAUGAUGAAGAAAAUGACAGCGGUAUGGGUCUCGGUGAGUUAGCGGGACUAACUGUCACCAAUGAAGCAGAUCCUAUGAAUUACGAUAUAUCGGCACCAAAAGAAGUUUACAGAAAAACAUGGAAUGCCAAAUACACUUUACGGAGUCACUUUGAUGGUGUAAGAGCGCUUGCUUUUCAUCCUGUGGAACCAGUAUUAUUAACUGCUUCAGAAGAUCACACACUCAAGCUGUGGAAUUUACAGAAAACUGUUCCAGCUAAAAAGGCUGCCUCUCUGGAUGUGGAGCCUGUGUACACAUUUCGAGCUCACAUUGGCCCUGUCUUGAGCCUGGCUGUCAGUCCGUCAGGGGAGCAGUGCUAUAGUGGUGGUAUGGACACAACAAUUCGCUGUUGGAACAUACCCAAUUCUAGCAUUGACCCCUACGAUUCAUUUGAUCCAAAUGUUCUUUCGGACACCCUUGUAGCCCAUACAGAUGCUGUUUGGGGCUUAUCAAUACACAGUUCCAAAAACCAGUUGCUGUCUUGUUCGGGCGAUGGUACAGUGCGUCUUUGGAGUCCUGGGAACAAAUCUCCACUUCUUAACACGUUUACUGUGGAUUCUGAAGAUGGAGUGCCAACAUCUGUCGACUUUGUGCGUUGUGAUCCAAACCAGAUGGUUGCCAGUUAUACUUCCUCCAACACAUAUAUUUUUGAUAUUGAGACUGGAAAGCAGGUUCUGAUGCUGGAAACAAAGCUUAAUUCAGAUUCAAGUGGUAGCAACCAGAUCAAUCGUGUGAUCAACCACCCCACUCUGCCUGUUUCCAUCACUGCGCAUGAGGACAGACACAUACGUUUCUUUGAUAACAAUUCAGGCAAAAUUAUCCACUCCAUGGUAGCUCACUUAGACUCAGUGACAAGUUUGGCAAUAGAUCCCAAUGGCUUGUAUCUUUUAUCAGGGAGUCAUGAUUGUUCUAUUAGGUUAUGGAAUUUAGAUAGUAAAACUUGUGUUCAAGAAAUAACCUCCCACCGCAAAAAGUUCGAGGAAUCUAUUCACGAUGUUGCCUUCCACCCCCAAAAACCAUACAUUGCAAGUGCAGGCGCAGAUGCCCUUGCCAAGGUGUUUGUAUGACGCGGAGAGAUGAAAGUCUAGUCCUUUUGCUACAAAAUUUUCUGCAAGCAAUUAUUUUUGCUGUUUUUGGAUAUGCUUUGUGUGUGUACUACUGGGGUCUGAGAAAGUGCCAACCAUGAUUUUAAAGUACUUUUUUAAAUCCUGUUUUCCUCUCUCUGUCUCUUUCCGACUUUGUCUCUCCUUUCCUGCCUCUCAUCACCUUCUGUCCAGUCUCUAUUUCUUUCCCCCUUCUUGUGUAGUUGGAUUGCAGUCAUUCAGUUGCACAGUCUUUUUAGUCUUUAUAGCCUUGGUUUCUCAUCCCUCUGGGACAGAUUCCAAUACUGCUUUGCCAUGCAAUGAUGGAUGGCUGUUUAAAUAAAGUCACCAGUUGAUCAGCCGUCUAGCUUGAAGGCCUUCUACCUUUAGACACUCACAAAGGUUUUUUCUUUCUACAAGUCGCUUAUAAGGGCAUAAAUUGAACAGAUGCAUAAUUAGACUUUUAUAGUCCCUUCUCCCCCAGUCCUUCGCAAAUAUAUCAGGUUGUAUCUCAUUCAUUUCAGUGUUAGUGAAAGAUGUGUAAAUUAAUGCCAGAAAUACUUAUUUUUGCCUCUUUUUCCCCCCUCCCCCUCUUGCAUCUAGGAAGCAAACACUGCUUCAUUAUUGUAUGGAAGAGAAAAAAGGACUAUUGUAAAGAAUUUCUGAGCUAGAGAGCAAAACUUUUUUUUUUCUUUUUUUUUUUAAAGUAAAAGAGAGAUGAGUGUUUGAAGUGGAACAUUGCUUGCCAUAUAGAGAUGUGUGAAAACUGUAUAAUUUAAUCAUGCAUGCACUAUACUUUGUUGCCCAUAUCACUUUUGCUCCCCACUCAGCCAGGGCUUAUAAUUUGUACAUGGUCAUUUUUGGGGGUUGCUUUAUAUGCCGGUAUAUAUUAUAUAUAUAUGACCUAGGAUAAAAUGAGAUGUGUAUAGUUGGCACACAUAAUGGUGAACAUAAUGUGCUCUGUCACGUUGAAGUGUUUUACCUCUAAUAAUAAGUGGGAAGAUCUCGUUAUUCAGUUUAUGCUUGGUGAGUGGUUGGGGGGAUUGGCGGGCUGGUCUCCACUAGUGGAAUAAUUCAUGGUGAAAGUUUUCAAAUUUAAGACGCAGUCUCUGGAGAAUGAGGAAAGAAUUACUUAAAUACUGAGAGUUUAUUGCAAGUUCCUGCCUCUUGAAUGUUGUAAUUUUUUUGCCUAUGUAGAUUCGUCAUCAAUGCAAAAAUUUUAAGACUAGAAAUGAAGACUACUUGUAGAGGGUUAAACAUGUGUCAGCUCGUUUCAUCCUCUUUCACUCAUUUCAGUACAGUAUUUUUCGGUGACACUAAUUAUCAUGCAGAUACUAUUUCACAGAAGGGUUUCUUUUUUCUUUUCAGGAUAAAAUUGAUAACAUAAAGAUAUUUUGUCUAUGGUUUUUAGUUUUUUAAAAGAAAGAAUAUCUGGCUUGGCUUUUUUUUUAUUUGCCCUAUGUAUAAAACAUUCAUCACAGGGUUGAAGCUGUAGCGGCUGAUGCAAGCUUCUCUCUGUUACAGUGCGUACUCUUUUCAUAAUCAAGACUUUACUGUUUGGUUUCUAAUUAUAAACAAGUAAAGCCAAAAGUUCGAAAUGUUAUAAAUAAACUAUGACUGUCAUACCCAGCUUAUCAUCAUUUCAUAAUGAUAACUAAGUACUCUGUAUUUAAUCGUAAAAACUUUUUUUUUUGUUGAGAAUCAACCCGACAAGAUUUUUUAUGUUGUGCGUGCAUUUCACAUAGAGGGGAAAGGUCUGGGCUCAGUUGGUGGCAUUUGUACAAGUGGUUCCUUGACAAUACAGUGUUACAAGUGGAGGCUCACCUCUCACAAGUAGCACUUUUCACAGAAUAAUACACAAGAGACUUGUACACAUAUGCAAUAUCGCAACGUACUGCUAAGUAUUGUGCUAUCAUCCCUAAUCCCACGUAAGUACUUGUAAGAUAUUUUGUGUAAAAAAAAAA
Aplysia californica (California sea hare) is the source of this 4415-nucleotide messenger RNA. RefSeq names its product striatin-3. The transcript is spliced from 19 exons. Gene Ontology annotation, molecular function: protein binding. Bases 76 to 2436 code for a protein of 786 amino acids. Lineage: Eukaryota; Metazoa; Mollusca; Gastropoda; Aplysiida; Aplysiidae. The record is from RefSeq and is a predicted model, not a curated record.